CAGUUCAACGCUAGCAAAAUCAGGCGAGAUUCCGCAGCGUCCAUCCUGUCUGACAAGUGAAUGGAACCGCCUAAAAAGUUUGAGUUUUCUCACGAAACAUAGCCAGUUAUUUGUCGACAUCGCAAGCGAGGUACAUGGGAGAUAUGGGAAGAGAGAAGGACGGUAAAGGCGAAGGCAAGGCCAAGAACAAGGCAACGAAGCUGAAAAGGCUGAGUGAUUAUGAAAGCGCUGGUGCCGGGGGAGAUAGCAUCAAGAACAGUGCAAAAUCAACUAAAUCUACAGAGAAAACUGAGAAUGGAAAGUCUCAUAAAAAGAUCAAGACACCGAAGACUGAAAGCAAAGAGUCAGCCAUCAAUCCCAGAGAGUCGCUGAAACAGGAGCCAGAGGAUGAAGACUUCGCUGUAAAGAACAAAGGCUUGAAAAGGAAAAGAGUCAAGGACGAGCCCAUGGAAGGCUCUUCACAUGCCUCUACCACGUCUACCUCCAAGAAGAAAAAACAGCGAGAUGGGCAUGAAAGUGACGGAGAAGCUCAGAAGAAGAAGUCAAAGAAGAGAAAAGAAAAGAUGGUGAAGAAAGAGGAGGGAGAGCAUCCAGUCUCCAAAAAACCUAAGAGGACAAAAGAGGAAAUUCAAGAGGCAAAGCUGUUGAAGAUUAAAAAGAAGGAGGAGGAGGAGCAGAGUCGCUGGAGAUGGUGGGAGGAAGAGAAGUAUGAAGAUGGGGUGAAAUGGAAGUUCCUACAACACAAUGGACCCUACUUCCCUCCUGACUACGAGCCUUUGCCAGACAAUGUUCACUUCUACUAUAACGGUAAGAAGGUGAAGCUGAGUCUGGCAGCUGAGGAGGUGGCGUUGUUCUUUGCCCAGAUGUUGGACCACGAGUACACAACCAAGGCAGUGUUUCGGGAGAACUACUUUAAAGAUUGGAGAAAGGAAAUGACCCAUGAGGAAAGGUCACUGAUUAAAGAUCUUGACAAAUGUGACUUUGGAGAGAUGCAUGCCAUGCAUAAAGCCAAAGUGGAGGCCAGGAAAGCCAUGACAAAGGAGGAGAAACUGGUUUUGAAAGAGGCCAACCAGAAGAUAGUGGAUGAGUACGGCUACUGUCUGCUGGACAACCACAAAGAGCGUAUUGGCAACUUUAAGAUUGAGCCUCCGGGGCUGUUCCGGGGCAGAGGAGAGCAUCCCAAACAGGGCAUGCUGAAGAAAAGGAUCCAGCCAGAAGAUGUCAUCAUCAACUGCGGCAAAGAAUCAAGUGUCCCCAAGCCCCCUGCUGGUCACCGCUGGAAGGAGGUUCGACACGAUAACACUGUGACGUGGCUGGCCAGCUGGACAGAGAACAUCCAGGGCUCCAUUAAAUACAUCAUGCUCAAUGCCAACUCAAAACUCAAGGGCGAGAAAGACUGGGAGAAAUAUGAGGUCGCUCGGAAACUGAAGACAUGUGUGGACGACAUCCGUAACCAGUACAACCAGGAUCUCAAAUCUAAACAGAUGGGCACACGACAAAGAGCUGUAGCCCUCUACUUCAUAGACAAGCUGGCACUGAGAGCUGGUAAUGAGAAGGAGGAGGGAGAGACGGCAGACACAGUUGGCUGCUGCUCGCUGCGUGUGGAGCACAUCAGCCUGCACGAGAAACUGGACGGCAACGAGUGUGUGGUGGAGUUCGACUUCCUGGGUAAAGACUCCAUUCGCUACUACAACAAGGUCCCCGUCAUCAAGAAGGUUUUUAAGAAUCUGAAACUGUUCAUGGAGAACAAACAACCUGGAGAUGACCUCUUCGACCGCCUAAAUACGGGCAUGCUGAACAAGCACCUGAGCUCUCUGAUGCCCGGUCUGACUGCGAAGGUCUUCAGGACGUACAACGCUUCCAUCACCUUACAGCAGCAGCUCAAAGAGCUCACAAACAAGUCUGACAAUGUGGCAGAGAAAAUGCUGUCCUAUAACAGGGCCAACAGAGCAGUUGCCAUUCUGUGUAACCACCAGCGGGCGCCGCCAAAGACCUUUGAUCAGUCUAUGGCUAACCUUCAGGCCAAGAUUGAUGCACGAAAGGAAACUCUGGCCCUAGCAAAGACAGAGCUGAAACAGGCCAAGAAGGAAGCCAAGACCAAAGGCAGCUCAGACCCCAAGCUGCAGACGCUGGUGGAGCGGAAGAAGGCAGCAGUGAAGCGCUGUGAGGAGCAGCUACUGAAGAUGGAGGUCCAGGCGACUGACAGAGAAGAAAACAAACAGAUUGCACUGGGUACCUCAAAGCUCAACUACCUGGACCCACGCAUCAGCGUGGCUUGGUGUAACAACAUGGAGGUACCUGUAGAAAAAAUCUACAAUAAGAGCCAAAGGGACAAGUUCGCCUGGGCCAUCGACAUGACGGAGGCAGACUUUCAGUUCUGAGUUUACACAUCUAAAACCCCAGUCUCAUUAACUCAUACUAAGAUGCAAUUAAGGAAUCUUAUAAUACAUACAGAACUUUAACAUUGUAUUCUUAAUAUGUUCAGACUACUGGUCUUGUAAUUCAUGAUUGUUUACUGUUCAUUUGUUUGAUGCUUUUGGCACUUAAUUUUGUUGAUUACUUUUGCUUGUAAAUUUUGUGUUUGCACUAAUUUGAAUAAAGGUUCCUACUGUGCAGUAAAGUACCACACUUUUUAGUGAACAUUGCUGCAGUUACCUCUAA
This is a messenger RNA of Centropristis striata (black sea bass), 2661 nucleotides long. Its product is annotated as DNA topoisomerase I, mitochondrial. Bases 135 to 2381 code for a protein of 748 amino acids. NCBI's taxonomy places the organism in Eukaryota, Metazoa, Chordata, Actinopteri, Perciformes, Serranidae. Gene Ontology annotation, biological process: DNA topological change; DNA replication; chromosome segregation. Gene Ontology annotation, cellular component: chromosome; nucleolus. The transcript is spliced from 20 exons. Gene Ontology annotation, molecular function: DNA binding; DNA topoisomerase type I (single strand cut, ATP-independent) activity. The record is from RefSeq and is a predicted model, not a curated record.